Messenger RNA from Anopheles darlingi, 1552 nucleotides. RefSeq lists its product as uncharacterized. Lineage: Eukaryota; Metazoa; Arthropoda; Insecta; Diptera; Culicidae. The record is from RefSeq and is a predicted model, not a curated record. Bases 200 to 484 code for a protein of 94 amino acids. The transcript has 4 exons.
GUGGCUGGGAAUGGUGUGGUGGAACUCGCCGCGCCGCGAUCGUACCGGGACCGGGCACAGGGUUUUUAAACCCUCACCAGUAUCAGUCUAAUCAGUCUCGAGUUAUCUCGCACCGAGGACAGUUGGCCGGCCUGCACAACCGCUUCUGAGUUCCGAAUUCUUGUAACUACAGCGUAAAAACACACACAAAUCACCGAAAAUGUUCAAGCCACAUCUGGAAAUGAUCGGAAGCUACGAGCCUAUCAGCAAGAAGGCUCGCUUCUUCAACACCUACCUCAAAUCGCUCAAGGGCUCGCAGGACAUUAUGGCCAAGGAGAAGCGCAGCUACAGCUCGUCCUUCGAAUCGCAGAGCAUCUACAGUGACUCGAAAUUCGCCUGCGAAAGAGUCAAGUCGCCCGGUUACCACUACAACCCGGUCAGCCGUGACACCUACGGAGUCACGCCGAGAAAGAUUAACGCACGCGACUUCUCCGCCAGACGCUAAACAUUGAGUAGCAAAAACUCCAACUAUCCUUAAUGUCUUAAUGUUUUCCUAAGUUCUUGAACAACACCUUACCACAACACCGGUGGUAUCGGAAUGGCCGCCUGAUGACCAGAUGCCAGAUAACCAGAUAGAACAGCAACGGCGGCAGCAAUCGCAGCAGCAGCGAGCAUGUUUUUCGAUUAUAUUUUUCGUUUAUUGUGCGGCUUCCUCACAAGCGAGCGCGCGUGAGCAGAUGAUGGACACAAUGACACGGACGGAACCGACGGAUGGACGAGAUCGGGCAUCGCACCGCGAAUUUCGUGGAAACUUCAUUUUCAAUCCCGAUUCCCGUAACUCGCACCCCUAAUACCCCGUUCACAUGCUUUCGACACCUUCCGCGGAGUAACGAAACGAUAACAACGUGAGAGCGAAACCUUCGAUCAGCGGUACAGCUGAAAUGGCAACCAAAAAAAAGAAAACAAUCGAGAGUGAUGAUCCAGUGAUCCAGAGAGAGAGAAAAGAAAAAUACCUGGAUUUGGUUUAGUUUAGGAACAAUUCGAUCAACAAACAACCUGACAGACGACAAAUUAGCAACACGCACGCGGACUUCUACUAACAAGCUAUCUCGAGGCCAAGGAAAGGACAUCAUUUAUCGGUCAUCUUCGGGUCCAAAGUAGGACAGUCCUCCAACUCGAACAUCGAACAUCCGGGAGGCGGAAGAUCAGACAACAGCGACGCAUACAGACACACACACACACACACAUACGUAGACGUACACGCAUCGAACACUCGCAUACACACGUUUCGCGAAUCCUGGGAAAGCGGGCGUGGACCAACGGCGCAAUUGAAGGAGAGAAAAUGGAACGGAAAUGGAGAAGGGAAAGAGGAAACGUGAAGCACGAAAUGCAUCCCGGAAUUGAUGCGAUGCCGUGCGUCGCCAGGAGACCGGCCCGUGCCGAGGAAGGGCACCAACCAAACAAAAAAAAAGCUGAUAGUCAAUCCCAAUCCCUUUACUCGACCCUUACACGACCCUCGCCCAACCAGCACUACCACCGCUCGGCCCUUCCACCCCCCAAAAAAAAAACAAAA